CAGCCUACAGCUCCCACUUGCAAGGACACCAAUCAGGGGGCAUUUGCUCCUUAGUGUCAGAGCAAGGCUGGUGCUGAUGGUGCGGUGCUCACAGCUACUCUCCCAUCUGAUCGAAGCCAGUCCUAUGGGCUUCCUGAUGCUUGUUCCUCCUCCGAGCUCUGUGCUUUCAGGACAAAGGUUUUGUCUCUUUCCAGGUCUCAGGGCCCCUCGACCAGCUUUCAUGUGUCACCGCAGGCAGGCCACUGAGCUCCAGGAGGAGGACCCUGAGGACUCUGAUGAAGAAUGGACUCCAAGGCAGCAAGUGAAACUUUCUUGGGUGGCCUUCAGAAAGAAACAGAGUAAACACCAGAAGGCAAUAUCCAAGGUGCCAUUAAGCAAAGAACAUAGUUUGAAGGAAUUGUCAGGAACAGCAAAUUUGAUGACUACAAGUGAGUCAGAGCAUGCCCAGAAACCAGUGUCCCCUCCUGGAGAAGCACGUGCCUUUGGAAAGCACACUAGACGAAAAUCAGAACUCAGGAGAAAGGAGAUUGAUGUGAAGUAUAGUCAAAAAGAAAGAAUGGGUCAUGUGUACCAAGAAGUCACAGAACGCCAGGAUGAUGACUACCUUUAUUGUGAGAAGUGUCAGAACUUCUUCAUCGACAGCUGUGCUGUGCAUGGGCCCCCUACGUUUGUAAAGGACAGUGCAGUGGACAAGGGGCAUCCCCACCGCUCAGCCCUCACCCUGCCCCCUGGGUUGAGAAUCGGGCCAUCCUGCAUCCCUGAGGCUGGGCUUGGAGUGUGGAAUGAGGCAGCUGAUUUGCCAGUGGGUCUGCACUUUGGCCCUUAUGAAGGACACAUCACAGAAGAUGAGGAGGCAGCCAAGAGCAGAUACUCCUGGCUGAUCGCCAGAGGGAGAAACUGCUAUGAGUAUGUGGAUGGAAAGGACAGAUCCUGGGCCAACUGGAUGAGGUUUGUGAACUGUGCCCGGGAUCAUGAAGAGCAGAACCUGGUGGCCUUUCAAUACCACAGGCAGAUUUUCUACCGAACCUGCCGGGUCAUCAGACCGGGAUGUGAGCUGCUGGUCUGGUUCGGGGACGAGUAUGGCCAGGAGCUGGGCAGCAAGUGGGGCAGCAAGUGGAAGAGAGAGCUCAUGGCCAAAAAAGAGAGUGGAAAGGAGGGAGAAAGAAAAAUCAAUGUGCAAGGGAAACAUUAACCGGUUGUCUAUGGCGCACCCCCAACUGGCCCACAACCCUGGCAUGGGCCCUGACUGGAAUUGAACUUGAAACCUUUCCAUUUCCAGACAACACUCAACCCACCAAGCCACACCAUUCAGACAGGGCACAU
Artibeus jamaicensis (Jamaican fruit-eating bat) is the source of this 1323-nucleotide messenger RNA. RefSeq names its product histone-lysine N-methyltransferase PRDM7-like. The transcript has 8 exons. Lineage: Eukaryota; Metazoa; Chordata; Mammalia; Chiroptera; Phyllostomidae. The coding region runs from base 77 to 1192 and encodes 371 amino acids. Gene Ontology annotation, cellular component: nucleus. Gene Ontology annotation, molecular function: protein binding; histone H3K4 methyltransferase activity; recombination hotspot binding. Gene Ontology annotation, biological process: regulation of DNA-templated transcription; positive regulation of reciprocal meiotic recombination. The record is from RefSeq and is a predicted model, not a curated record.